AUGGAUAAAGAUGGUGACAAGAAGGGCGGCGGCGAGAAGAAGGGCGGCGGAGGUGGCGGCGGGGGCGGAGGGCAGUCGGGGGGAACCGGUUUGGGUGGCGCAGCCGGUGUCAACGAUCCGGCCGCCCUCCUAGACGCCGCCUCGCUUUUCGCAUACUGGGGACGUGAUCCGUCAGCCAUGGCAGCGGCGGCCGCCUCGAACCCGCUCUUCGGUUCCCAGUUCGCGAUGCCUGGCGGGCUCGGUGGUCUGAUGCCCAAUGCCGGGUCCGGUUCCGGCAGCGGUGGUAACGACCGUUUCUCGAUGUCCCACCAGCACCAGAACACGAUGGCCGUGGCCGCCUCGCAGGCAGCCUCGCUGGCCGGUUUGCACAACAGUUGGUGGUCGAUGGCGCAGCUGGCAGCUCAGGAUUACUUCGCCCGCCUGCAGGCCUCCGGGAUGUCGCAGCUGCCGUUCUCGCACGACCUGGCCGGCGCCUUUCCGGCGGGUCUCGGGCUGGGCGCGAUGGGUGCUGCGGCCGCGGCAGCAGCGGCCGCCGCCGGCGGAGGCAGCGGUUCGUCGCCGGGCGGUGCCGGUGCUUCAGGUGGCGGUUCCGGUGGUAACACCGGUGGCAAAGGCUCUGGGGGCGGUGGCAAGGGGAAGAAGCGCGACCGCAGCAGCAACAGCAACAGCAGCAACGCCAGUUCCUCCGGCAUGGGUGGCGGCGUCGGCAGUAUGGUCGGUAAUCCGGGUGGAAGCGGCGGUGGAGGUGGCAACUCUUCCUAUAAGAACUCAUCGUCACCGUCCGUGUCGCAGGCCGCCGCAGCCGCAGCGUACAAGCAAUCUCUCUACAGUCAGGCGACGUUGCACAAGGAGCUGAUGGCCAUCACCGCAGCGGCCGCCGCCGCUCAAAAUCAACAGCAACCGACCAGCAAUCAGCAACAGCAGCACCAGCAGCAACAACAACAGCAGCAACAACAGCUGCAGCAAGCACAACAACAGCAUCAGCUCGCCAGCCUGGGGAUGCUGGCCGGACUCGGUGGUGGCGGUGGUAUGAAUUCACUCGGCGGUGGCGGUUCCUCAUCGAAGCAAAAGUCCUCGUCCUCCGGUGUUGGCCCCUCGUCGACCGGUGGUGGUGGUUCGUCCGCGUCGCCUCACGGUGCCAGCCGGUUGAUUGGCAACGAUUCCAUUUCGAUCACGCGUGGUUCGAGCUCGCCAUCGGUGAGCGCCAGCAAGCAGCAACCGACGCCCAGCGUUACCAUCAGUGCCAGCCACGGAAGUCCGGCCCACCAGCAGAACCAUCUACAGAACCUGUCCUCGUCGUCUUCGUCGUCGCGCUUGUCCAAGGACUCGGGCAAGGGUGGCGGCAAUAGCCAAGGCUGUGGCCCAAGUGCGGCGGAUUUAGGCCUGAGUGCGUCGAUGAACGCCCUGAGCACACUGUCGCAGUUCAACAACCUCGAUCUGACCACCCAGCAGAACGUGACGGCAACGAUGAAUGCUCUGGCCGCCAGCCAGGCCAAGGCGAAGGACUACAUCUCGUCCGGAAUACUGAGUGAUCCUUCGUCGCUGCUCGGUGUACGUUUGCCGCCGGACACGGAGAUCAUCAAGUACACCUCGUCCAUCGUGGGACCCAAGACACCGGGCACGACCGGCCGCGGACGUAAGAAAACCAUUUCGCUAGAAGAAAAUUCCAAUUUUGCUCAAGUACAUGGUUUAAGUGCAGCCAAGCGCCAGCGACUGGAGCCGAACGACUAUGGCAACAAUAGCGGAAGUGGCGGCAGCGGGUCCUCCCAUCUGACCGGCAGUGGUUCCUCUUCCGGAGGCAUGUCACUCGGAUCUUCCAGUGGCGGGCUGCUUCCGCCCGGUCUUUCUGCCCACCAUCAUCACCAGCUCGGCAGCAACGGUGGCAUCGGAGGCCUUGGGCCCGGAUCAACCGGUGGUGGUGCUUCGAACGAUCGGAUAGAGGUCAUCAAACUGCCACCAACGAUCACAUCAAACGGAGUUUACAGUGCCAGCAAGGGUGGAAAAGACUCGAUGGCCGAUCAUGUCAACGAGUGGGCCGGUUUGAAUCUCAGCGCCAAGGGUGGCUCUGGUGGUGGUUCUUCGUCAGCGGCCGCUUCGAUCGUGUCCUCACUGACGGCGGCUGCCAACCUAGGCAGCGGUGGUGGUGUUGGUAAUAAUUCUGCCGGAAGCUGCGAACAGGACGAUGCGCCACUCAAUCUAUCGAUGAAACCCUCGAAAGCAUCUUCUGCUGGAGGAUCGGUCGAUCUGUCUGGCAAUACCUCGAGCUCUUCAUCUGCCAUGGGAUCCGCUAGUGCCAACAGCUUGCAGAGUCUCAGCACGAUUACGGCGGCCCUCGGUGGCAGUGGAGGCAACGAUUCGUCACGAUCCCGUCGUAAGACCGACAACAAAAAUCGUCGCAAUGCGGCGUCGGCGGCGGCUGCAGCGGCAGCGGCGGCGGCCUCGACGCUGAUGUCCACCACGUCGCCCAGUGGUGCAGCAGCGCUCGGCGGUAACCCCCUGGACGGGCACGUCAACAUAAGCCUCGCAUCGGCUGCAGCCGCCUAUGCGGCCGUUUCUCCGGUUUCCUCGACCGGAAACGCUGCUCCCGCUGGUGGUGGUUCCGGCACCAGCAGCACGCUCAACUCCCUGCUGAUGGCAUCGGUCGGUGGUUUGACCAAUCCGGUCAACACCGUCAGCAACAGUGCCGCCACUGGUAGCAACACUUCCAGCGCUACCAGUGCCAGUGCCUGCACCAACCAGCAGCUGAUGGCGGCUCAGCUCGGCUUCAACAGCUCGCUCUCGGAGCUUUUGAAAAUCUCCAAUUACGAGGAGUACGAUUACGCAUCGCUCGCCGGUUCUCAAUUUAAGGAAGGACGGCCACGUAACUUAGGCCGAGGUGUUUCGAAGCCAAAAAAGAACACCGUCGCAUCUCUGUUGGCCCAGAGCCGUGCCGUCGGGUCCAAACCUCUAACUGCCCAGCAACUGUUGACGCAAGAAGCCGAAAUGGAAAAACUUCGCCAAGCAAUGAUCGAAGCGAGUCGAAACCAGCCCCUCGACAACAGCACUUCCAACACGAACACCGACACGGAGAGCAUUUCCGAGAGUGGGAUGUCCGAGUCGGAGGGCGAGGAACACAUUAAUGUUAGCGAUCUACGGGUACCGCUAGAGAAAGGCUGGCGAAGGGAGACUGUCAUCCGGGGUCUGACGAAGAGUGGGCACAUUAAGGGCGAGGUAUUCUACUAUCCGCCGCAGAGUGUGAAUAAAAUGAAGGGCAUGAAUCAGAUACAGUUGUACUUGGAUCAGUUCAAACCACGAGAUCUCGGUAGGGAUAACUUUAGCUUUUCGGCGAAGGCGAUCGUCGGUACGUUCCUGCAACCGGCUCCGCCACCGUACGCCACCGACGGCGAGUACAUAAAGAUGACCGACGUCGAAGUGAGUCGGCGGCUGGAGGAGCUGAAAGUGUUCACACGCCACGCAGCGCUCGGUGUUGAGCAGCGUAUCGAAAUCGCCAAGCAACAGCAGCUCAUGCGCGAUGCCAAGAAACAGGCCAAGGAGGAGAUGAAUAAAAAUAAAGAAAAGGCUCGCCAGGCCAAGGAAGCUGAGCGUAAUGAACGGCUUGAACAGCAGCGCAAGGAACGGGAACUUAAGAAUCAGCAAGCGCUAGAGGCCAAGAAAAAGCGCGAAGAAGAAAUCGCCCGGCAGAAGGCCGAGGAAGCAGCACGUAAGGCACAGGAAAAAGAACAAAAGCGCCAGCAGGCACUGUUGCAAAAGGAACAGGAACUUGCCAAACAGAAGGAACUUAUGUACGCGAUGGAAAUGGAACGUGAAAGGAGGCGGCAGCAUAUGGCACUCAUCAAGCAACUAGAAUUGCGUCGCAAGUUUGAAGAAAAGGAGAAGAAGAAGCAUCAGGUGAUUCUGGACAAGCUGAUCCAGCGCGAAAAGAAGCUGGUGAUGCGCAAGCGUGACACGAACAUCCUGUCAGAGUUGAGGAAACCGCAAGAGGACUCGGAGAUCAUCGAUCAAACGGAACUGCCGACGUUCUCCCGCAUCCCGGGUUUGAAGCUGACCGGCACCGGUUAUGCCGAUUUGCUGAUGGUCUUUGAGUUUUUGCACAACUUUGGAGAAACACUUGGUUUCGACAUGGAAUCACUGCCUUCGUUGCAAUCGCUGCAUCAAGCAUUAACGUCCGAGAACGCGAUCGAUGCCGAGGAAGAGCUGCUCUCAGUGAUGACCCACCUCUUGGUGUGCGCAAUCGAAGACCCAGGAAUUCCGAACCCGGGGCGCCACACGACACUGCUUGGCCAAACAUUGCGCCAGGCUGACAUUACUCACACAAAUGUGUCGGAAAUACUGCGUAUUUAUCUGUACGCCGUCGCGACGGGUGAAGUGCGGCUUCAGUCCGGCAUAAAUCUCGAGCGUGACCGUGACGCGCCGUCCAAGCACCAUUUGGUGAACGACGAAGACUUCAAGAUGUGCAGCACCAAAAAUUCACAGUUCUACGAGUUGCUGGCUGAGAACGCGCGCUACAAGCUGUCGGAGCUGUUGAAGGAUAAACCGUUCGUCGCGCUCAACCCAACGACGAAGACGGAAAUUCUCGCCAUGCUGUGCAAUGACCUGCUAAUGAACAAGGCGGUCUGCAAGCAGAUUGACAGUAGUCUCGAAGCGCAGGCGCAGCUCAAAAAGGAGCGGUAUCUGUUGGACAACAAGAUCCGGAAGUACAAGAUGCUGGUCGCCCGCAAGCAGCGACUGGAGCAGUACGAGAAGGCGCAACAGGCGGCACUUGAGAAGUCACUCUCGAUGAAGGCGGCAGAGGAAGCGAAAAGGGCUGCCGAAGAGGCGGCAGUCCUAGCGGCGGCCGCCGUUGCCGCUACAGCCGUCAACACUACCACGGAUGCGGCGGCAGAAGGUGCCAGUGAAGGUAGCGAAGGGACCCCGAUGAAAGUGUAUUCCGGUGAUGGUGUGAAUAGCGCUGACGUCGUCAGUACUUCGCUGGAGAACGGUGGCCCUACUGAGGGAAUGAAAGCGUCAGAAGAGACGAAUGAAGGUGUUAAAUCGGAUGGACCACCGAUGCGGCUGGGCGAUGCAUCGGCGGCAGAAGAAGCGACGUGUCUUGAGGAAGGCGAAAUAUUUAACAAAAACGAUCACAGCCAGAGGAACGGAGGUGACGAGGAACAUAAAACUAUGGAUGAUGACGAUGACGAUGAUGACGAUAAUGAUGUGGUGGAAAUCGUACCAAUGCCAGUCACCUGCACGGUGACGGAAGAAUCCUGCCCCAACACGAUCGCACCCUCACCGGAGGAUGGCGAAAAUGGGGAACAGUCGAAAAGUGAACCUGUCUCCGAAGGAGAUGCCAUCGGCAGUGCUGCUGCUUCGACGGAUGCAUAUGCAGGGGACUCUAACCAACCGGAAGCAGCAAUCAAUGGCAUCGAAAUGGGUGGAGUGGAUCGGAAAGAGAGGGACGUUAAUGGGGAUGGCAGUGUCUCGCAAGAAAACUAUAAUCCCUCAAUCGGUGGCCCGAGAGUGGUUGAAGAAUCUGGUCCGCUGGCUCACGCGUCACCAUCUCUGCCGCUCGCUCCGGCUAUGCACCACAAACCCUUACUUCAGCUCGAACCGGGAGAGAUCCCUCCUCCGGGAAUGGAUCUGUCGGCCUAUAGCCAAGCACCGCUCGACAUCCCGACCAUUUCCGUCCCUUCCACUCCGGAGGAAAGUCCGAUAAAGAUUGGUGAUAAUGGUGUUACGAUGAUCGGCUCUGCGCUACCCAAUGGAGGGCUGAUUAAACCGCUAACCGAUGAUCACCACCAUCAUCACCAGGGCCAGCAUCAUGCAUCGAACAGCUCUGCUACCGAGCUCGAUCUGCUUUCGAAAUCGAUGAUUGGAGCUGGCGGCGGCGGUGGUGUUGGUGUGGGUGGAAGUACGUCGUGCGUUGGCGAGCGUGUCGAUGACGACAACAGUGACCUGGAGAGCGAAGGUACGCAGCUGGAGGAGGACGAAGACGCCCACCUAACGGCGGAAGAAGCGCAGCGGAAGUACGAUAAAAUAUUGGAAACCUCGUUUCAAAACAAACAACAACUCGAGAACGCACUCAAUCAGCUGCGGGUGAAGUGUUUCGGCCAGGAUCGGUUCUGGCGCCGUUACUGGAACCUGGGCAAGUGCGGCGGCAUCUACGUGGAGGCGAUGGAAUCAACGCAACCGGAGAUGUACCGUUACGAGAACGCACUCGAGGAGCUGCAGGCUCGCCCGGAUUACGUGCCAAAGUAUGCGCCUGCCCCGCGUGAUCCUUCCAGCAGUGAGCCAGCCUCUGGCGGUGUCGCCGAUGGUGAUUGUAAAAAGGAAGAACUGGAACUGGAGAACGGUGGCGGAACGCACAAAGUGGAACCACUUUCGGUAGAUGAAACUGGUCAGCCCAGCGGUAGUGGCAACAAGCGCAAACGAUGCUCUUCGGUGUCGUUGAAGAAGUUGAAGAAAAAGAAAAAGAAACCGCGAACCACAUCCGAGGGUGGUGCGUCCUUCGGGGGCGGCGGACAGACGGAGGCUUCGGCUGCCGCUGCUGAUGACGGUGACGAUGAGGAUGAAGAUGAGGAUGAAGAAGGCGACGAAGGUGAUGAAGGGGCGGACAGUGACCGAGGAGAGCGUGAAGCGACGAAUGAUGGGCGCUGUUCACGGACAAGUAUCAGCAAUGGACCCGCACUGGAAGACGGCCGCACCGGUGAUUCACAGUCUGACGAUUGUAAGAUCAUCGAUGAACCAGAAGUUGUCCUCACGGAAGGGGAAGCGCCGCGCGCCGUUGUUGCUGUCGCACAAGAUGUCGGCCAGGCGGACGAGGAAGCGAAAGAGAAGAAUAGCAACGUGGAGCAACAACAACGGGCAACUGGUGGCGUAGAUCAGUCGUCGCCGGAUGUUUCUUCUCUACAUCAUAAUUCACAACCGGAAACCGCAUCGGUUGCUUCAGCGCUCAGCACCACCAGUACCGGUAGCACUGUGCCAGCUGGUCGGACGAAAAAACCCGAUGAUCAGCUAAUGGACAUCGAGGACUCAAUCCCAACUGCGAUCCUCGUGCAGAAGGGUAACGAUCACGACGAAACAAAAACGGUCGAAGUCAACAGCCAGAUCGGAGGCGUGAACGUUGGGUCGAACCCAUUAACUCAGCAGCAGCAACUACAGCAGGAGGAGGACGAUGAUGUGACGAUGGUGCAGGAAGAAACACCGACCAUCACCAUCCCAGACGAUGACACGGAGAGCGGCGAUCGAUCAACCGAUCAGAGGCCACAGCAGCCGAUCGACGAGAAGGGAUCACAACAGCUAACCGGCAGUGGGGAAAGUGGUGGUGGUGUUGUUGGUAUGAUGAACUGUGAUAUGAAGCCAAAACUGGUGGAGAACGGCGGAACUGGAGGGAAUGGGGAGGAGCUGCGUGAUCCGGGGGAGCUGGUCGAGUGUCAACUGCGCGAGCUGGACGAUGAGGAAUCGGCGGGUGAGCAGAAGCGAGAAGACUUUAAAGUCACGCAGAGCGCCACGGGCAAGUCCCAGGUUACGACGACCACAACUAAUGCCAACACGAAGACGACGACUUCGAUCAUCUCGUACGGCAGCGAUGUGGAGAUGAUCGAGGUGAAGGAAGAAGAGGACGAAGGAUGCACGAACAGCAGCAGUCUCCGCGGUGCAUCGACGAUCGUCGGACCGGCCCGUUAUCUGUAUCUGCGCGACGUCGAGACGAAGCAGGAAAAAGAGUUCAGCGAUCAGCUGCUAAACCGCUGGUUCUCGAUCGUCGACAAGGAGCUGCCCCUGGCGAGCACCGAGUGCCCUCUGCCGACGAUCAACGGUAAUACUCCCGCCUCGAUGGCACGGCAGAUUUUCACCAACAUUACGUGCCGAGAAAUCUGCCAACUGCAGGGCAACCGGUGGGACAUUGGGAACAACAUUCAGUUUUUUAGCGUGCCGCUUGAAAAGGGCGUCGAGAUACACUUCCCAAACGAGUCGAUCCUUUCGCUGUCGGGUUUGGACGAUGACGAGAUCGGUGAUGUGAUUGGCCGAAAAAGCAAACCCGAGCCACUGCAGCUGUCCGAUAUGAAGCCCGCGUUUAAGCGGGAAACGAUCGACUACAUCUACAGCCAGCACCAUCCGAACAAUCUGAAAGCCGAAGUGAAAGACGAAGCGGGCGGCGAUCCGGAAGAGUACGGGAACUUUUCGCUCCCGGCGUACAUGACACUGACGCUCUCGAAUCUAACCGCCUACGUGCAGUGCGAUCAGUUUCAACCGCUGCAAAUGACGGCGGAAGAGGAAAAGCAACUGGAGGACAUUAAACUGCACGGUGCGCCCCGCAAGACCGAACCGACGGUUGUGCCGCGGGAGUUUCGGUACGGCUGGUGGAAGAUCAACGACAUCGAGGAGCUGAACGAGCUGAUCAAGCGCCUCAAUCCUCGGGGCGUGCGGGAGCGGUUGCUGCGGCAGAGCUUGCUGGAAUCGCUAGCCGAGAGUGUCAAUCUAAGUACCCCGCACCAUGUGGCGCACCCGCGUGCACCGCCACCAGCGUGCGGUUACAUCGAGCCGGAAGCCUGGAAUGCAUGGAAUCCGACGAUCGCGCGGCGUGUCGAGAUCGCACUGCUCGAUCAGAUCGAAGCGAUGGAGGAUAAGGUGGCGAGCGCCUCGAUGCAGGUGAAGGGUUGGCAAAUGCCGCAGCGUGAAGGUGACAGCGAGAACGGGGUCGUCGAGGACGUGACGAUCGAAAUGUUGCGCGAACGGAUCCUCGGCAUGGAGGCGGCCAUCGAGCGGCGCUACCUGAAGCCACCGCUGGGAAUCAAGUCUCCCAUCCACAGCACCACCGAGGCACAGAUGGCGGUGAUUGCGCAACAGGAAGCGCACCACAACCAGAACAAUUCGAACGUGUCGAACCUCUCGAACUGCUCCAACAGCUCCGCCGAGGACGAGAACUUGCCUAAAGGUUUGCUAUCAUGGCGCGAUGCAGUGGAACGCUCCGUCACUACCGCCCAGCUGUCGAUGGCACUGUACGUGCUGGAAUCGUGCGUUGCCUGGGACAAGAGCAUCAUGAAAGCGAAGGUGAAAAAGAACGGUGGUAGCCAAAGGCCUAGGGCGGUUACAGGAGGAGGCAGCAAAGGAAGCAAAAAGAAAAAUGGUGCCGGUGGCACCCAAGCGAGCAAGAAAAGCACUGCUACUACUAAUAAUCAUGCUACCAACGCUACUAACAACUUGGAAUCGGGUGGAACGGCGACGAUGACGGCGACAGCGACAGUGACUGCGAUGGCGGCGGCGACGACGGCGGCGACGGCGAUGAUGGCCAACGGCAAAGCGAAGAAGAAAGUCACCUCGAAAUCCAAACUGUCUUCCCUUCUAUUGCAGAAUUGUCAGUUCUGUCAAUCGGGAGAGUCCGAGGACAAGCUGCUGCUGUGUGAUGGUUGUGAUCGCGGCUAUCACACCUACUGCUUCAAGCCUCGCAUGGACAAGAUACCGGACGGGGACUGGUACUGCUUCGAGUGUAAGAACAAAGCCACCGGAGAGCGGAAAUGUAUUGUGUGCGGAGGACUGCGACCACCGCCGCUCGGCAAGAUGGUGUAUUGUGAGCUCUGCCCCCGGGCUUAUCAUCAGGAUUGCUACAUACCGCCGAUGCUGAAGUAUCCACGGGGUAAAUGGUACUGCCAGAACUGUGUUUCUAAGGCACCGCCCAAGAAGAAACCGCAGCGUAAACCCAAGGAACGUACCACCAACAAUAGCUCGCAGAACCACUCGAUGCUCAGCACGUCGCUAAACAGCUCGCAAAAUCAGUCGUUGAACUCGUCGCAUGAAGACAUUGCAACGACCCCGUUAAGUCCAGCACAUUCAAUAGCGUCCACGAGUCAUGAAGAGUCGUCGGCGCCACAACAUCUACAGCACCAUCCGGUCGCCGGUGGCAGCAGCAGCUCUCUGCAGGCGACGUACAGUGGCCAUAGCGGUACCACCGUUCCGGUUGAUGCUGGCAAUUAUGCCGCUUGUCAUCCUCCGGUGCCCCUGGAGCAUCAACAUUUGUCCUACCAGCAACAGCAACAAUACUACCAGCAGUACUACCCACCAUCUGCUGCUGAUUACAAUGCCCUUUAUCAGCAGCAGCAACAGCAAUCGUCUUCUCAAGCGCAACAUCAAAUCACUGAAGGACAACCCCAUUUUGGUGGUGAAGGAGGUGGUUCGACAUGCGAGCCUACCGCACCGGCUGUAGUCGCAGAAGCCGGUCACGCAACUGACUACGAGAGUAGCACCAAUCGGGACACAACGGUAGCCGCGCUUGGUCCGCCGCAGGGGAGCGAUGCUUCGUGUAAUGAUACUACGGUUACACAAUCCGCGGAUCAGCAACACGCACAACAGGAAGGUGCGUCAUCCUCUCCAUCGACGGCUGGUAGUAGUAGCAGUGGUAGCAGCGAGGAGCAGUAUUACGUCCCGCCUUCGGGCCAGACGACGACGUCGGCUACGGCUUGUACUUCCGGCUACUCGGACAUUGAACAGCAGCACAGUGUGGGCGAUGGCGGUGACGGUGGCGGCAGUUGCGGAGGUGAUUCGUCGGAAGAGUACGCUUCGCGGCCCUCCCCGAUGAAGGACUCGUCCGAACCGCGCAAGGAACGCUCACGGGAGCGUGACGAGGCGAAGGAACGUGCAAAGCAAGAGAAGAAGGCCACCAAGAAGCUACUCAAAGAGUUGGCCGUCUGCAAGACAAUUCUGGAGGAAAUGGAGCUUCACGAAGACUCGUGGCCAUUUUUGCUGCCGGUAAACACGAAGCAAUUUCCAACCUAUCGCAAGAUCAUCAAAGUUCCGAUGGAUCUGUCGACGAUCAAAAAGCGCCUCCAGGAGCUGACAUACAAAUCACGCGACGACUUUAUCGUAGACGUGCGCCAAAUAUUCGACAACUGUGAAGUCUUCAAUGAGGAUGACUCACCUGUCGGCAUCGCUGGCCACGGUAUGCGAAAGUUUUUCGAGCAGCGGUGGACCGAUCUGACGGACAAGCACUCCUGA
Anopheles bellator is the source of this 10968-nucleotide messenger RNA. RefSeq lists its product as uncharacterized. Bases 1 to 10968 code for a protein of 3655 amino acids. NCBI's taxonomy places the organism in Eukaryota, Metazoa, Arthropoda, Insecta, Diptera, Culicidae. Gene Ontology annotation, molecular function: protein binding; DNA binding. The transcript is spliced from 32 exons. The record is from RefSeq and is a predicted model, not a curated record.